Messenger RNA from Wasmannia auropunctata (little fire ant), 2137 nucleotides. It is a transcript of the gene CCT7, whose product is annotated as T-complex protein 1 subunit eta. Gene Ontology annotation, molecular function: ATP-dependent protein folding chaperone; ATP hydrolysis activity; ATP binding. The coding region runs from base 281 to 1906 and encodes 541 amino acids. Lineage: Eukaryota; Metazoa; Arthropoda; Insecta; Hymenoptera; Formicidae. Gene Ontology annotation, cellular component: chaperonin-containing T-complex. The transcript is spliced from 6 exons. Gene Ontology annotation, biological process: protein folding. The record is from RefSeq and is a predicted model, not a curated record.
AAGACAUUAGAAAAUUUGCAUAAAGGGACGUUAUAAAGGUUAUAAAUUUGGCUCGAUGGACGCGUUUUGAAAUCUGAUUGGUCGCCUGAGGUGAAAAUCGGACAAGACUGACUGGGAGAAGCACUGUGGCGACUUUAUGCGGUACUCGAACCUCUCGAGAACGCGUGUUUUCUGCUCCGUCACCAUUCGCGUUGAAAUUCUGUCGGCGAGGCGUUAAAAAGUUUAUUCGCAAAUAGCGCGCGUGAUAAAGAUCUCCAACUGACGGAAGAGAGACUCCAAGAUGCAACCUCAAAUAAUCCUGCUGAAGGAAGGGACGGACGCAUCCCAGGGAAAGCAACAAGUAAUAUCCAACAUAAAUGCAUGCCAGAUCGUGGUGGACGCCGUUCGGACCACCCUGGGUCCUCGUGGUAUGGACAAGCUCAUAGUCGAUCAAAACGGAAAGGGCACUAUAUCCAACGAUGGCGCUACCAUCCUGAAACUGUUGGAUAUCGUUCAUCCCGCUGCAAAGACUCUGGUUGACAUUGCGAAAUCACAAGAUGCUGAGGUUGGAGAUGGCACGACCAGCGUAGUUUUGUUAGCGGGCGAGUUCUUGAAGCAGAUGAAACCGUUUAUAGAGGAGGGUGUACAUUCGCGGAUAAUUAUCAAGGCUCUUCGUCGCGCGCUUCAGAUAGCUAAGGAUAAAAUUAACGAGCUGAGCGUCAAGAUAGAUAAGAGUGACAUGAACAAACAGAUCGAGCUCCUGGAGGAAUGCGCGGCCACAUCUAUGAGCUCCAAAUUGAUACAUCAACAAAAGAAACAUUUCAGCCAAUUGGUCGUCAAGGCUGUCAUGAUGCUAGACAAAUUGCUUCCUCUCAAUAUGAUUGGUAUUAAAAAGGUUUCUGGAGGCGCGUUGGAGGAUUCGGACUUGAUCCAAGGAGUGGCCUUCAAAAAGACCUUCUCGUACGCUGGAUUCGAGAUGCAACCGAAAAAGUAUGAGCAGUGCAAGAUCGCGUUGCUGAAUAUCGAGCUGGAACUGAAGGCCGAACGGGAUAACGCGGAGGUGCGCGUGGACAAUGUGGCGGAAUAUCAGAAAGUCGUCGACGCCGAGUGGCAGAUUCUCUACGAUAAGCUCGAUCAGAUACACAAGAGCGGCGCGAAAGUUGUGCUGUCCUCAUUACCGAUCGGCGACGUCGCUACGCAGUAUUUCGCGGACAGAGACAUGUUCUGCGCCGGUAGGGUGCCGGAUGAGGAUCUCAAGAGGACGAUGAAGGCGUGCGGCGGUGCGAUCUUAACGACGGUGCACGACGUUAAGGAUUCCGAUCUCGGAAGAUGCCAGUCUUUCGAGGAAAAGCAGAUUGGUGGCGAGAGGUUUAACUUCUUCUACGAAUGUUCGCGAGCGAAGACGUGCACGUUUAUUUUGCGUGGAGGUGCGGAGCAAUUUCUUGAAGAGACGGAGAGGUCUCUUCACGACGCGAUCAUGGUCGUUCGGCGCAUGGUGAAAAACGACGCGGUGGUUGCUGGCGGUGGUGCCAUCGAGAUGGAAAUCUCGAAAACUUUGCGCGACUACUCGCGCACCAUCGCGGGAAAGGAACAGCUCUUGAUAGGAGCGAUAGCGAGAGCUCUCGAAGUUAUUCCGAGGCAACUGUGCGAUAACGCCGGGUUCGACGCGACAAAUAUCUUGAAUAAAUUGCGUCAAAAGCACCACAAGGGUUGGCAGUGGUAUGGUGUCGAUAUAAAUUCAGAGGACAUCGCGGAUAAUAUGCAGUGCUGCGUCUGGGAGCCGGCGAUAGUGAAGAUCAAUGCAUUGACCGCCGCCACGGAGGCCGCCUGUCUCAUCCUUUCCGUCGACGAGACCAUCAGGAACCCCAAGAGCAGCCAGGACGGUCCACAGCCGCCGAUGGGACGUGGCAUGGGCAGACCGAUGUAAUCUGUCGCCUGCGUCUGUUUAAUUUCAUCAACCGUGGUUUCACUUAUAAGAGAACUUAUAUGAUGUAAUGAAAUGAUAGCAUAGCUUAUAUAAAACCGUGAGCGCUGUGUCGCAUCUUUGCAGCCUUGUCUCUCAUCAUCUUUUGUACAUGCUAAUAAUUUAUAACGAAUCACAAUUGAGCGAGAUAACGGGUGAUUUCCUGUUUAAAAUAAAAGCUUAUUGUUCCUUAGA